Molecule: messenger RNA, 1035 nt
Organism: Fusarium pseudograminearum CS3096
Lineage: Eukaryota; Fungi; Ascomycota; Sordariomycetes; Hypocreales; Nectriaceae
Exons: 1
Coding region: 1-1035 (344 amino acids)
Cellular component (GO): mitochondrion
Molecular function (GO): oxidoreductase activity
Source: RefSeq, a predicted model, not a curated record
AUGACCACACAUACAAUCCGCAAAGUCGUCUACUCUGCCUUUGGCGGCCCUUCCAACGUCAGCGUUGUCACAGCUCAAAUAGCCCCUCCCGCCAAGUACGAAGUCCAAUGCGAUGUCAUUUACUCUGGCUUUUCCGGCGCCGACAUCCAGAUGCGGAUUGGCACGUACCCCUUGCAAAGAGAUGCACCAAUGACACCCGGCUACUGCUUUGUUGGUCGCGUCAGCGCCAAUGGCCCCAAAUCCACCAAAUUCUACCCCGGCCAACUCGUCGGGGCUCUCACCAUGUACGAUGCCGAAGCCCAGAAGAUCAAUGUCGCUGAAAAGUAUUUGAUCUCUAUUCCUGAACAUGUUGAGAUGCGUCAAGCCCUCGGCGUCAUUCUCGACUGGAACACCGCCUAUGGUCUGGUUCAUCGCGCCACUGAUCUGGUCAGGAAGGGUCAGCGCGUCUUCAUCCACUCCAUCAGCGGGGCUGUCGGUUAUGCCACCAUGACCCUGUGCUUACUUGAGGGCGCUGAAGUUUAUGGCACAGCGUCAGAGCGCAACCACGCGUCGCUGCGGGAGCUUGGAGUAACACCAUUUACCUAUGCGGAUAAGAACUGGAAGGACGAAAUGAAGCAGCGCGGUGGUGCACACGUCGUCUACGACCCGAUAGGUUUUGAGCACUACAAUGAUUCCUGGGACAUUCUCAUUAGGAACGAGCCCAGCCGACUUGUCGGGUUUGGUGGUAACAUGAACAUUAUCCAGGGCGACGACGCCAAACCGCGGUCGCAGUUCUCAUCGCAGGUUAAGCUAUUGGCCAAAAAUGGCUGUCUCGUCACCAGAAGAAGCACUUCAUUCUACUAUAUCGACCGCGACCGUUCGACAUACAUGGAGGAUUUGCAUUCGGUCAUGUCCAUGCUUGUCGCUGGCAAAUUCCAGGUGCCAGUUAAAAAGACGUGGGACUUGGAGAACGUUAGGGAAGCUCAUGAGACUUGGGGUAAAGUUCCUGGAGUUGGCUCCUGUUUUGUCCGCGUGGACCCCAACGCUGCUCUCUAG